AUGAGUGUUGACUCGGCUACUGUGCGUAGCGAUAUUCUUUGGCUUGCAACGCUCGGGGACCACGCAACUCCACCGCAGGGGCGCGCGCGUCGUACAGGGGGCGAAUGUAACGCUGAGAACGCAAUAGCAAUUCCGCAAGACCACAAAUCACAACAGCCCGCGAACAUAAUAAAAUUGCGCAUGGGGAUAGGGGGAUGUAGGGGGCGCGCGCCCCGC
Messenger RNA from Iphiclides podalirius (scarce swallowtail), 216 nucleotides. NCBI's taxonomy places the organism in Eukaryota, Metazoa, Arthropoda, Insecta, Lepidoptera, Papilionidae. The record is from the annotation of a GenBank genome assembly.